This is a messenger RNA of Fraxinus pennsylvanica, 600 nucleotides long. The record is from the annotation of a GenBank genome assembly. NCBI's taxonomy places the organism in Eukaryota, Viridiplantae, Streptophyta, Magnoliopsida, Lamiales, Oleaceae.
AUGCACAAUUUCAGACAGUUCCUUCGACAAACUUACUCACUCGAUAGAGCAAAAGCGAUCGCAUUGAAGGAGGAGGGGAAGAAAAGGCCUCGUUUGAUGAUGAUAUCGAGGAAAAGGACUUGUUUCGUAACAAACGAUGCUGAAAUAACUCGACUGGCUCGCAAAAUGGGAUUCGGAGUUAUUGUAGACGAGGCUAAUCGUUCGACAAACCUUUCAAGAUUUGCACAAAUAGUGAAUUCUUGUGAUGCACUAAUGGUAGUUCUUGGAGCUGGAUUAACAAACAUGGUUUUUCUCCCGAAUAACGCGGUUUUAAUCCAAAUAAUUCCAUUAGGAGGCAUUGAUGGAUUUGCUAGAACAGAUUUUGGAGAACCAUUUGACGGUAUGAACUUAAAGGACUUGGAAUACGAGAUUAAGGUUAAAGAGAGUUCCUUGAGUAAACAGUAUCCAUUGGAUCAUCCAGUUAUUAAAGAUCCAAGAUCUUUCCAUAUCAAGGGUUGGGAUGUUCUUAGGAAAACACACUUGGAUCUGCAAAAUGUGACAAUUGAUUUGCAUAGGUUUAGACGAACAUUGGCUAAAGCUAUCAAGAUUUUACAUCAUUAG